Messenger RNA from Hypoxylon trugodes, 878 nucleotides. RefSeq lists its product as uncharacterized. The record is from RefSeq and is a predicted model, not a curated record. The transcript has a single exon. NCBI's taxonomy places the organism in Eukaryota, Fungi, Ascomycota, Sordariomycetes, Xylariales, Hypoxylaceae. The coding region runs from base 168 to 878 and encodes 236 amino acids.
CCCCCUUUUCCUUUGUCUCAAAUAUGGAUUACUUCCGGCAUACUACAGCGACUCUUAAUAAAGUUGCCUCUCCCUAUGGACUCGGGUACUGUGUUAAUACGGGGGCGUUCUGAGACUGUAUUAUUAAUGGUUAUUCUGAGAGGAGAUUAACUUACGACGGCGAUAAAAUGCUAGCUAUAUCUGGCCUGGCCAGAGUGAUGCGCGAACUACCAGACAGCCAGUUCGGUGGAUAUGCUGCGGGACUUUGGGAAUCUGACAUUGCUAAUUGGCUCUGUUGGAAGGUUGAAUUACCAGGAAGCCCCCCGGACAAAUACACCGCGCUUUCAUGGUCUUGGGCUAGUCUAAACACCAAGGUCACGUUUGAGAGCUUCUGGGAUAGCGAGUGUUUGGUAAAGCUCAUAGGGGUGGAAUUAAGCUGUUUCCCUGACGUCUACGGCGAGAUAGGGGAUGGGUGGAUUGUAUUGUCUGGUUAUUUGAAGCCAAUUCAACUAAGACAGACAGAGUUUAUGAACGAGGUGAAAGUAGUGGGUCCACAGGGGGAACCAUUGCCGUUCUUGAGGGAUACGGAUGUGUCUCAUCAUGUUUACAUGGACGCUAAGCCUGCAUUACUAGAAUCGCCUUCGGAAGUAUUUUACUGUUUGCCGCUAAAACGGAAUAAUUAUUCAGUAGUUUACGUUUAUUGUCUGCUCCUAAAGGGUUACCAGUACAACUCGACCUCACCCAACAGACCGCGAUCAUCAAAACUAGCCAGGCCUAAGCUAAGGGCGUUUGAAAGAGUGGGAUUGUUAGAAAUAUGCUUUCCAGGAAGAGAAGCUUUAAAAAAGUUUCUAGGGUGGAUUUCAGAGAAACCCCUAGAGACAGAAAUUGUUAUCCGCUGA